UUGUCUCCUUCCUUACAAACUCCAAGUUUUAUCGCCCUUUCAGAGUGAGCUCAUUAUUAAAAGUGAGAAUUGUUUUUGCAUUUGACCUUGCUCCAUCUUUUAAAAAAUACAAAAAACUGUCACUGUCAGAAAAACUGUCAGCUGACUGAUGGAAGAUGAUGGAUUUGCCAGCAAAUUGAAACAAAUCAAGAAAUCCGAAAAGUUCUAAAUUAGAUAAACUAAUAAUUUUUAAGGAUAUGUACAUACUCAUUUUAAAGUGAUAAGUGUUUUAUUGAGAGCUUAGCAUAUUUUGUUUUCCGCAAUGGCAGCAAAGCAAAAGAAUAUAUUUACGAGAAGUAAACCAUUGAUGAACAUCUACAGCACAGUAGAUCACGAAGGCAAAGAGGUUGAAGUUCGUGAAGACGCUGAACAGUUAGUGAAAUGGCAUGAAAUAUCCGACGCGCUCGUGGCGGCCGGCUACUACCGCGCUCAGCUGCAGGGCCUCUCGGCGUUCGAUAAAAUAGUGGGCGGUUUGAGCUGGUGCAUAGAGUUGUGCGACAUUGAUGUAGACAUCAGCCUGCUGUUUGAAGAAAAUCUUACCAUUGGCAAAAAGAUUGCAUUGACAGAGAAAAUAGUUAAAAUUCUGCCUAGUAUGAAAUGUCCGUACAUAAUUGAACCACAUCAGAUACAGGGCCUAGAUUUUAUUAAUAUUUUCCCACUGAUUCAGUGGCUUAUUAAGUACUCAAGUGAAUUUAGAGAAGCAAAGGAGGAUGAACUGAGAAAGUUUGCUGUUAUGCAAUAUGAAAAGAGCCACAUAUUUGAAUCUGACAGAGCCUUAUUUCUACAAAAAGAGAAAAUGUUAAGAAAUCUGGCAAAUAUUCAGAAUAUGUACAAACCAUGUAGAGUCCGUAAACGAAAAGGAGGCAUGCCAGUCAAUGAGCUGGAGCAAGUCAACGCUACAUUAUCGGAGUACGACCAGCGGAUGUUGAUGCAUGUUACCACCAAUAAAGAGGACACGAAAAAAGAUGAAGGACUUGAUUUCUUGUAUGAUUAUGAAAAGACACUGGCUGAUCCAUCUGCCAUUACAACAGAGACUGACCGAUUUGACAAAGAUCUUGAUAACAAUCAAGAUACAGCAGACACUAAAAAACAUUAUGCAGUGCUUCAAUCGGAACUAACUGGCGAGGUUUCAAAAGAGCUGGAGAGGAGUGAAAAGGUCAAGUAUUCUGAAGAUGCUGAUAGACUCACCAAAGCUAUCAAUGCAAUGGAAAAGGAGAUAGAUGUGUAUAAAAGAGACCAUGAGAACAGAAUGGAUGCUGCAAGGAAGCAAUAUUCAGACAUGGUUAGCAAAUUGAAAAAGAUUACUUGCAAAUUGAUGAAUGCAGAUGAUUCCAGUGACAAGAAUGUGAAAGAGUUUUACAAAUCAUUGAAAGAACUUGCACAUGAAAGGAUUGAACUUUUACAAAUAAUUCAGCACAGAGAAAAAGAACACAAACGACUUCAAGAAGAAUUGAGAGCUGCUCAAGAUCCUGCGAAUAUUCCAGAAGACCAGCCUCUAACACCAGAAGAGCUGAAAGAGUUCAAACAAAGAGAAGACAAGUUGAAAUCCUUCAUGGCCAGUAUGAGACUAGAGUUGGCCAAGUUGAACCGUGAAGUGCUCAGGUACAACACUGCUGUGGAUGAGGUACCAGGCACUGCUGAACUCUUGCAGUAUGAGAAAAGAUUCAUGGAACUGUAUAACCAAGUUGCUUCAAAACACAGAGAAACAAAGCAGUAUUACAUAUUUUACAAUACACUCUAUGAAGUCAAGUUGUAUACUUCAAAAGAAUUAAGUUUGCUGAAUUCCAUUCUGGAUAACUAUGAUGAAGCAAUGUCUUCAGCUAGAAAAAGGGAAGAAUUUAUGACCCAAUUCGAAUCCAUUGUUGACUGGGUCAACCAAACGGUCAAAAAGGUCGAAGAGAAGUACAGAAUCGAAAAGGAACGCAAAACAAACCUUCACAGCGAAUAUUCGCGAUUGCUUGAAAUACAGCGACAGUAUGCAGCCGCGCUGAAAAAGCUCGCUGAAGAGAGGCAGAAAAUAAACAGGGAGAGACACAGUUGACCUGUGUCAAUAAUCAUAGUGCAAUAACGUAAUUGUAUGUUUUUAUUAUCCACACACAAUACAUAUAAUAUCUAGUCCCGGAAGACAGUAGACGAUUUUAUACUUUUAUAUUUAUUGCACCAACUAUGAGGUAAACAAUAAUUUUAUCUAUUGCUAAGACUGAUAUAGCUUUUUAUAUUGUUUCAAAUUUUCAUUUUAUGUGUAAGCAUAGUAAUAUAAUUCGUUUAUAAUAAUUAUAA
Molecule: messenger RNA, 2319 nt
Organism: Ostrinia nubilalis (European corn borer)
Lineage: Eukaryota; Metazoa; Arthropoda; Insecta; Lepidoptera; Crambidae
Gene: fidipidine
Product: coiled-coil domain-containing protein 93
Exons: 10
Coding region: 302-2080 (592 amino acids)
Biological process (GO): Golgi to plasma membrane transport
Source: RefSeq, a predicted model, not a curated record